This is a messenger RNA of Tetrahymena thermophila SB210, 489 nucleotides long. RefSeq lists its product as hypothetical. The record is from RefSeq and is a predicted model, not a curated record. Lineage: Eukaryota; Ciliophora; Oligohymenophorea; Hymenostomatida; Tetrahymenidae. The transcript is spliced from 2 exons.
AUGAAUUAUCUUUCAUUCGCAUUAGCAUUAGCAAUUUUAAUCUUAAAUAUUUUACCGAGCCAUUAGCAAUGUUUACAAACUGGAUGUACUUAGUGUGACUAAUCAAAUAAUUGCCUUAGUUGUAGUAACAAUUAUGUUUUUGAUUAGUAAUCAAAGAGUUGUAUAUACUCAUAAUGUGAUUCAGGUCUAUAUUUUUAACCAUUCUAAGCAGAUUUAAAUAACCAGAAUACCUGUGUUGCAGUUUGUUAAGACAAUUAUAUAGCUAACCCUGCAACGAAUACAUGCGAUUAGAGUGUAAUGUGUUCAAGUUCUAUCCAAAUAUCUAAUAAUAUAUAACCAUAAACAAAUAUUUAACAAUCUUUUAAGAUAAAUGAUAAUGUUAUCGCAGUUAUUUAUAAUGGUUAUGUAACACUACUAAGUAGAAUUAAAUUUGAAGAUAAAAUAAAUUAUUUUAUUAAAUAACACAAUAGUGAGCUUAGUAACAAGUGA